Messenger RNA from Phialemonium atrogriseum, 2195 nucleotides. RefSeq lists its product as uncharacterized. Gene Ontology annotation, cellular component: endoplasmic reticulum. The transcript is spliced from 2 exons. Bases 238 to 1800 code for a protein of 520 amino acids. Lineage: Eukaryota; Fungi; Ascomycota; Sordariomycetes; Cephalothecales; Cephalothecaceae. Gene Ontology annotation, biological process: protein folding in endoplasmic reticulum. Gene Ontology annotation, molecular function: misfolded protein binding; protein-folding chaperone binding. The record is from RefSeq and is a predicted model, not a curated record.
AUCGAUUGGCCAUUGGUAUGUAUGUCAUUUAGGUGAGGCUGAAUUUCCGAAAGGACAGCUUUUCAAUCUCGAUGCCACCUUUCGCCUACAUUCCUCCCCCAAUACUCCCACGACAAUCCUUCUUUCCAAGGUCGUUUUUGAUCUGUUUGUUUUACCACUUACCUUCCUUUCCCUGGUAUCUGUCGUUACAAGCCUACCUAUCCCGACCAGCUCGUUCGUAUCGGGCGUCUUUUCAUCAUGGUCCGGCUAUCGACACUGGCAUUCGCCGCCACCCUUCUCUCGGGGCAGUCCUUCGUGGCUGGCCUUGCCGAAUCGGACAUCCCAUCUGAUGCGCCUGUGUCUACACUUCUCGCCUCCGCGCAGGCCCAUCUCUCGAGGGGCCAGACCAGCGAUGCAUUGCUUUACUACAAUGCAGCCAUCGCGCGAGACCCCAGCAACUACCUCACCUUCUUCAAGCGUGCCUCCACCUUCCUGUCCUUGGGCCGCACUUCGCAGGCGACCGACGACUUCAACAAGGUUCUGUCGCUGAAGCCCGGCUUCGAGGCCGCCCACGCCCAGCUGGGCAACCUCAAGGCACGGAGCGCCGACUGGGAUGCGGCGAGGGAGCAGUACCUCCUGGCCAAGAAGACGCCGUCGGAGUACAAGGAGUUUGCGGAGCUCGAAGCAGCUGAAGGCGCUGCCAGUCUGGCUGAGUCGGCGGAGAAGAGCGAGGACUGGGAAGGGUGCGUCAGCAAUGCCGAUGCGGCGAUCCAGGUCGCGAACCGCGCCCUCCGAUUGAGGGAGAUGCGCUCGCGGUGCCGCUUCGAGGCCGGCCAGAUACAAGGGGGCGUCAGCGAUUUGCUCCACGUCCUGCAGAUGAACCCGGGUGACACAUCUCCGCACGUCAAGAUCGCGGCAAUCUAUUUCUACGCCAUGGCGGACAGAGCAGAGGGCCUCGCGCAGAUCCGCAAGUGCAUGCAUUCGGAUCCCGAGUCCAAGGUCUGCAAGAAGGUGCUGAAGGAAAUGAAGGCCACCGAAAAGACAAUAAACAAGGCCGAGAAGGAACUUCGGGAACAACAGCCCCUCACCGCUUCCAGGAAAUUGGUGCCACAUAAAGACGAGAAAGGCUUGAUCGUGGAGGUGAGGGCCCGGGUGCAGGCGUUCCUGGAUGACGGGACAAUUCCGAAGUCGGCCGGUAACGCCCUUGUCACCAAGCUCGUGGGAAUGGCCUGUGAAGCAUUUUACAACAUGGACAGUAAAAAGGCCAAGGAGUAUUGUGCCGAGUCGCUCGAACUGGAUGAGAACUCGUUCUACGGCCUGUUGUAUCAGGCCAAGUCGCAGCUCGAGGCAGAGGAAUACGAAGCGAGCAUCAACACGCUCAACAAGGCCGCUGAAGGCGCCGACCAGGAGAGGCAGCAGAUCGUCAGGCCCCUAUUACAAAAGGCCGAGUUGGAGCUGAAGCGCAGCAGGACGAAGGACUAUUACAAAGUCCUGGGGGUUGCGCGGGACGCGGACGAGAGGCAGAUCAAGUCGGCAUAUCGGAAACUGUCGAAGCAACAUCAUCCAGACAAGACUGGGAGGGCUGGUCCGACUGGGCCGACGAAGGAGGAGGCCGAAAAGAAAAUGGCUGCCAUUAACGAGGCGUACGAGGUCCUCAGCAACCCGGAAUUACGAGAGCGCUUCGACCGUGGCGACGAUCCUAAUUCACAGGAGCAGCGGAAUCCGUUCCAGGGCAGCCCAUUCGGCGGCGGCCGACCGUUUAUGUUCCAGCAAGGCAGCCCGCAGUUUCAGUACCAGUUUGGUGGCGGCUUCCAUUUUUGAAGGCCAUGGACCCAAGCCCCCUUCUACGUUUUUCCCUCCCUUUAUUUCUUUAUGGCAUGUUAGGCGCACAAGAAGGAGUUACGGUGUUGAAGAGGAGCCUCCACUUCGGAGCUUACUCCGAGUGAUGACAACCGGAGAAAGGCCGAUAGCCGCGGGGCCUAAUAAGAUGAGGGUCGGCAUUCGCUUUCAUGUGCCUAGUUGUUUGCGCUCGCAUUUCGCGCAGUGCUGGCGCGCAAUAUGCCGUCCAGUUUGCGGUGCAUCAAUCGACUUUAGGAUACUAGAACCCUUGGGGUUGAUAUCAUAUGUGAGCAUGACGACGGACUUUGACCACUGGUCGAGUUUGGGGCCGUGAUGAUUGCUUGCAUGCUGCUAAUUGCGAUGGGGGCCAAACGAGC